This is a messenger RNA of Gastrolobium bilobum, 4820 nucleotides long. RefSeq names its product clustered mitochondria protein-like. NCBI's taxonomy places the organism in Eukaryota, Viridiplantae, Streptophyta, Magnoliopsida, Fabales, Fabaceae. The record is from RefSeq and is a predicted model, not a curated record. Gene Ontology annotation, cellular component: cytoplasm. Bases 177 to 4436 code for a protein of 1419 amino acids. Gene Ontology annotation, biological process: organelle organization. Gene Ontology annotation, molecular function: protein binding. The transcript has 29 exons.
AAGCCGCCUCUCAGCCACUUCUUGCUGUGCUUCUCUUCCUGUCUUUGUCCCUCAAACCUCAAAGCCUUCUUUAACCAAAAACUUCUAAGAACCCUUUUUCUAUUUGUAUGCUUCUUCUUAACUAAUCCAUACUUCUCCUGCAAUUGGUUCAAGUCAUAUUCUUGCUGAAGGAGAAAAUGGCUGGAAAAUCAAACAAGGGGAGGAGCAGAAAAGGGUCGCAUAAUGCUUCCAGUUCUUCAGAAUCAUCUGUCCAAUCUGAUGUUACCUCAAAGGAUAAUGUGGAAGGCACUACUUCAGAAUCUGCAAAAGUUAAUGCAGCGGAAGUUGCAGCUGCUGGUGUUUCAACUAGUGCCAACAUAGAGGUGAAGGAGCUUGAAGCAGCAAAUGAAGUGAGCCAUCUAAAGCAAGGUGAUCUUCAACUUUAUGCAGUUUCUGUUAAAACACAAACUGGGGAGAAGCUUGAGCUUCAGUUGAAUCCAGGAGACUCUGUCAUGGAUAUACGACAGUUCCUUCUUGAUGCCCCAGAGACAUGUUUCAUCACAUGCUAUGACUUACUGCUGUACACAAAGGAUGGAUCCACACAUCACCUGGAAGAUUAUAAUGAAAUUUCUGAGGUAGCUGAUAUUACUACUGGUGGUUGCUCCUUGGAAAUGGUUCCUGCAUUUUAUGAUGAUAGAUCUAUAAGGGCUCAUGUUCACCGUACAAGAGAGUUGCUUUCCCUUUCUAACCUUCAUGCUUCAUUAUCAACGUCACUUGCCCUACAGAAUGAUAUAGCACAAAGUAAAGCUGCAAAUUCAGGAGACACCUUGAAACCUGAAGUUCCGGAGCUUGAUGGGCUUGGUUAUAUGGAGGACGUCUCUGGUUCAUUAGGUAAUUUGUUGUCUUCCUCGUCGAAGGAUAUUAAAUGUGUGGAGAGCAUAGUGUUUUCAUCCUUCAAUCCUCCUCCCAGCUAUAGAAGGCUUGUUGGAGAUUUGAUUUAUUUGGACGUGAUAACUCUUGAGGGUAAUAAAUUUUGUAUUUCUGGAAGUACAAAAAUGUUUUAUGUCAACUCAAGCUCGGUGAACAAUCUCGACCCAAGGCCUAGUAAAGCUACUUUUGAGGCAACAACACUUGUUGCUCUCUUGCAAAAGAUUAGCCCCAAGUUCAAAAAAGCUUUCCGUGAAAUAUUGGAGGGUAGAGCUGCUGCCCAUCCUUUUGAAAAUGUGCAGUCUUUGUUGCCGCCUAAUUUGUGGCUUGGUUUAUACCCUGUUCCUGACCACAGACGUGACACAGCUAGGGCUGAGAAUGCCUUGACUCUUCUGUACGGCAGUGAGCCUAUUGGCAUGCAAAGAGACUGGAAUGAGGAGCUGCAAUCUUGUCGAGAAUUUCCUCAUACAACUCCACAGGAGAGGAUCUUGCGGGAUAGGGCACUUUAUAAAGUGACGUCAGACUUUGUAGAUGCAGCCAUUAAUGGUGCCAUUGGAGUGAUCGGUGGCUGCAUUCCUCCAAUAAACCCGACUGACCCAGAAUGCUUUCACAUGUAUGUGCACAAUAAUAUAUUCUUUAGUUUUGCUGUUGAUGCUGACCUUGAGAAGCUGUCAAAGAGAUGCGUGGAUGCUGAUUCAAAAGCAUGGAGCACAGGCACUGUGCAAAGUUCUUCUGAUAAAGCUUCUUAUAUACCUCUUCAUGGAGAUAGUCAGGUUCCCAAUGGGGUGAAAGACGAUGGUUCAAAUUCAGAAGAUCUUAAUGGCACAGAAGUCACUCAGGAUGUUUCUCCUGAAGCUCAGCUGGUCGAGAAUGAGCAGGCCACAUAUGCUUCUGCAAACAAUGAUUUGAAGGGCACUAAGGCUUACCAGGAAGCUGAUGUUCCUGGAAUUUAUAAUCUUGCUAUGGCUAUAAUUGACUACAGGGGUCAUAGAGUGGUAGCUCAGAGUGUCUUACCAGGCAUUCUUCAAGGGGACAAGUCGGACUCUCUCUUGUAUGGUUCUGUUGACAAUGGAAAGAAAAUUUGCUGGAAUGAAGAUUUUCAUUCUAAGGUGUCAGAGGCUGCCAAACGCCUUCAUUUGAAGGAACACUCGGUCCUUGAUGGAUCUGGAGAUGUUUUCAAAUUAGCUGCACCGGUGGAAUGCAAGGGCAUUGUUGGUGGUGAUGACCGGCAUUAUCUUCUUGAUUUGUUGAGGGUAACUCCUCGGGAUGCCAAUUAUACUGGACCUGGUUCUCGAUUUUGUAUAUUGAGACCAGAAUUAAUUACUGCCUUUUGCCAGGCCCAAGCAGCGCAGACGUCAAAAUCUAAGGAUACAAAUUCUCAAGGAGCAGACAACUUGGCCAAUGAUGCUCAAAAUACUACUGAUGUCGAGAAGCAGGAUUUAACAAAGGAAGAGAAAACUGAGGAUGUCAAAGAUCUUGCUUCUGCAUUUGCUGAAGCCACCAAUCGUUAUCAGGAAGUUGUUUUUAAUCCUAAUGUCUUCACUGAAUUCAAACUGGCUGGAAGUCAAGAGGAAAUAGCUGCUGAUGAAGAAAAUGUGAAAAAAGUUAGUCUAUACCUUACUGAUGUUGUGCUUCCAAAGUUUAUACAAGACCUUUGCACACUUGAAGUUUCGCCUAUGGAUGGCCAGACAUUAACAGAAGCACUCCAUGCACAUGGAAUUAAUGUUCGCUAUAUUGGCAAAGUGGCUGGAGGGACUAAACAUCUACCUCAUCUGUGGGAUCUUUGUAAUAGUGAGAUUGUUGUCAGAUCUGCUAAGCAUGUUAUCAAGGACUUAUUAAGAGACACAGAGGAUCAUGAUCUUGCACCGGCAUUAUCUCAUUUCUUGAACUGCCUAUUUGGAAGUUGUCAAGCUCCUAGUGGAAAAGUAAUUGCUAAUAGCACACAGUCCAGGACUCCUAAAAAGGCAUGUCCGGAACAUGCAGGGUAUCGGUCUCCAGGAAAGCAUUCUAAAGGGCAAGCACGAUGGAAAGGCAGGGCAUCUUUAAGAAAGACUCAACCUUUGUAUAUGAAUAUGAGCUCUGAAGCUCUUUGGUCAGAAAUUCAAGAAUUUGCAAUAGUCAAAUACGAGUUUGAAUUGCCUGAGGAUGCAAGAUCACGUGUUAAAAAAAUUUCUGUUAUACGAAAUCUGUGUCAAAAGGUUGGUAUAACCAUCGCAGCUCGAAAAUACGGUCUUAAUUCUACCUCACCCUUCCAAACAUCAGAUGUCUUGGAUCUGCGUCCGGUGGUCAAGCAUUCAGUUCCAACAUGUUCAGAAGCCAAGGAACUUGUGGAAACUGGAAAACUUGAAUUGGCUGAGGGCAGGCUCAGUGAAGCCUACACUUUAUUUUCAGAGGCAUUCUCAAUUCUACAACAGGUUACUGGUCCCAUGCAUCGGGAGGUUGCUAAUUGCUGUCGGUAUCUUGCCAUGGUUUUGUAUCAUGCUGGAGAUAUGGCUGGGGCUAUUAUGCAGCAACACAAGGAGCUAAUUAUAAAUGAACGUUGUCUUGGUUUAGAUCAUCCUGACACUGCUCACAGUUAUGGAAACAUGGCUCUGUUCUACCAUGGACUUAACCAGACAGAACUUGCCCUUCGCCAUAUGUCCCGUGCUUUGCUCUUAUUAAGUUUGUCAUCAGGGCCGGAUCAUCCUGAUGUUGCAGCCACUUUUAUCAAUGUUGCAAUGAUGUAUCAGGAUGUAGGAAAGAUGAAUACAGCUCUUCGUUAUCUGCAAGAAGCUUUAAAGAAGAAUGAAAGGCUUCUUGGCCAGGAACAUAUUCAAACUGCUGUUUGUUAUCAUGCUCUUGCUAUUGCAUUUAACUGUAUGGGUGCUUUCAAGCUCUCUCACCAGCAUGAAAAGAAAACAUACGAUAUACUUGUCAAGCAACUUGGUGAAGAUGAUUCAAGGACAAGAGACUCAGAGAACUGGAUGAACACAUUUAAAAUGCGUGAGCUACAGAUGAAUGCUCAAAAACAAAAGGGUCAAGCUCUUAAUGCAGCUUCGGCUCAGAAGGCCUUUGAUAUCUUGAAGGCACAUCCUGAUUUGAUACAUGCAUUCCAAGCUGCUGCAGUUGCUGGGGGGUCUGGAAGUUCUGGUGCAUCUGCAAACAAAUCCCUUAAUGCUGCAAUAAUUGGUGAGGCUCUUCCCAGAGGAAGGGGAGUUGAUGAAAGGGCCGCACGCGCAGCUGCUGAAGUCAGGAAGAAGGCUGCAGCAAGGGGCCUGUUGGUACGUCCGCAUGGUGUACCGGUACAAGCCUUGCCACCCCUUACCCAACUUCUGAAUAUUAUAAAUUCAGGUAUGACUACAGGUGCUGUGGAGAAUGGGGAUGCAGAUGUAGAAAAGAAGGAAGCAAGUGGCGUUCCUUCAAGUGAUCCAACUGAUGCUAAAACGGGCCCAUCAAUGGCUGUGCAAGAACAUGCUCCAGUUGGAUUGGGCAAGGGGUUGUCAUCAUUGGAUGCUAAGAAACCAAAAUCAAAACCAAAGGCUGGGGCUUGAAAUUUUGAACGUCUAAGCUCUGCGUAAUUGGCAAUGGUAGGUUAAUUUGAGAUCAUAAAUUCUUUCUGAAAUGGUUGGAUUAAACGGGUACUCUGCUCAGCUUUUGAAGAGUGUUGAGUAACGGUUAGAAGUGAUCUUUUGUUUUGUUUUGUUUUGUUUUGUUUUUUUUCUGCCCUUUCCCAGUAGGUUUGGUAGCUAUAUUAGACAUCGAGAGAGAAUGCAAGUGAUUGUGAAAUAAAUCUAAUUAUUAUUUUUUUCUUCUGGCUAAUAACUGAUAAUCUUCCAGCAAGCUAUAUAUUUCGGGAUAUGAUAAUAAUAACUUUCAUCAUGAUAUGAAUCCUUGUAUCUAUAACAACAAAUUUAAUCCCCUUGCCCUGUUGAUUU